Molecule: messenger RNA, 4698 nt
Organism: Colletotrichum truncatum
Lineage: Eukaryota; Fungi; Ascomycota; Sordariomycetes; Glomerellales; Glomerellaceae
Product: ABC bile acid
Biological process (GO): transmembrane transport
Cellular component (GO): membrane
Molecular function (GO): ABC-type transporter activity; ATP binding; ATP hydrolysis activity
Source: RefSeq, a predicted model, not a curated record
AUGCAAGAUGACUCGAUCCUGCUGAUUGAGGUCGGAGCUGCUUUGGGCGUCGUCGCUCUCUCUUCAGUUCCGGCUCUCACAAAUUUUGUGACGCAACUUCGCUCCCACAAGCCCAAGGACCAUUUUUACGAGGAUAAGGAUGGAAAGAGCACCCCCGAAGCCUCUGCCGCCUUUUCCAAUCGCUGGCCCAAAACCUUCAUCAACCUGUUCGCCUUUGCCGGACUGGCUCUCUCCGUAGCCAAUUCCGUGCUGGCCACCUUCUCCCAACACACUUCUCUCUACCACAGCCUGAUCAUCACAGAAUGGAUCACAACCGCCAUUUGGGGUCUCCUGACCCUGCAAGCUGUGUCUCUGGCCGCCUCCAACGACUCUGUCCGCGCCUACAACCUUGGCUUGCUGGUCUGGUUUUCCGGCCUUGUCUUGACAGCCGUCCAGGUCUUGCAGAAUGCCGAGGUGCUCUAUCACCUUUUGAAAAACAGACCCGUCUCUUUUGGUCUCAAGAUUGGAGGUCUGGCUGUCUCACUCGCCCUCACGGCAACCAGCGUCUUCUUGCCCCGCAGACCUGACGUCUUCUACGGCGGUAGAAUCGUUGAUCGUAUGGAUAGUGUGAGCGCCUACAAGCGGUUCACCUGGAGCUGGUGUGAUGACCUUCUCGACACUGCCACCAAGCAGAAUGAUCUAGAGGUGACAGAUCUUCCUAAGCCGAACCACUGGACACGUGCCGGGGACUCGUCUGCCACAUGGAAGUCCUACAACUUCAAGUCGGAUUCAAACUUGUGGUGGUCCAUCAUUUGGGCCUUCCGUGUUCCUUUGGCUAUUCAAUGGGCAAUUGCGCUAACCAAGUCCUUCUUGAGUCUCGCUCCGUCCUUCGUCACUCUGCAGAUCCUCACCGCUCUGGAGAGGAGACGACCCGGAGACCCGCUCCCUGUAGAUGUGUGGAUGCUGGUCUUCUGGCUUGGUCUCGCUAUCCUUGCUGAUGCCUGGGUUGAGGCAUGCAUGUUCUGGAUCUCUUGGGCAGAGCUGUGUAUCCCUUUGAGAGGUGCUCUGUCUGCUCUGGUUUUCGAGAAGUCGAUGCGCCGGAAGAAUGUCAAGGCAGCUUCCAAGACCGAUGAAGAACCCAAGGACGGAGAGGCUAAUGGAGCGGAUGACAAGAAAUCCAAGGACAAAGACGCCGAGGAGGAAGGCGACGAUGAUAGUGUCCUCAAGUCUCGCCAAGCCAUCAUCAACUUAAUCGGCGUAGAUGCCAAGCGCGUUUCCGACUUCGCCGCUUUCCAGUUCCUUUUCCCUUCCAGUGCCGCCAAGUUAGCAGUUGCUAUCUGGUUCCUUGUCUACUUACUUGGAUGGGGUCCUCUCGGCGCCGGUCUUUUGGCCUGGGCUGUCCUGCUCCCUAUCAACUUCACCUAUGCCAAGGUCUAUUCCAAAGCCCAAGACAAGUUGAUGAAAAUCAGAGAUCAGAAGCUUGCUGUUGUGAACGAGGCACUCGUUGGUAUGCGCCAAAUCAAGUUCUCUGCGCUGGAGCCCCAAUGGGAGAAGCGUAUCCUGGACAUGCGAGAGAAGGAGCUUGGCGCUAUCUGGCAGGUCUUCAAGGGCGACACCGUCCUCUUCGGCAUGUGGAUCACCAGCCCUAUCGCACUUGCCGCCGUUUCUUUGGCUGUUUAUGCUCUGAUCAACGGAAACCUGAUCCCGUCGGUUGCAUUCGUCAGCAUCGGUGUCUUCAAGAACCUCGAGGUUACCUUGGCUGUCAUUCCCGAACUCAUCACUGAUGUCAUUGACGCCAACGUUUCCGUCAAGAGAAUGCAAGAUUACUUGAACGGACCGGAAAAGACUCAAACUGUCACCGAGGGCCCCGACAUUGCUUUCGAGAAUGCUUCGAUUGCCUGGCCAGUUGAUGACGAGACUAAGGACGAGGACCGAUUCAUCUUGCGAAAUGUCGACGUGACCUUCCCUGCCGGUGAGCUCUCCGUCAUCUCCGGUAAGACAGGCACUGGCAAGAGUUUGAUCUUGGCUGCCAUUUUGGGAGAGUCCGAUCUUCUCUCUGGUAAGAUUUAUGCGCCGAAGCCUCCUCCGCUUGGUGAACGACAUGAUGAUAAGGCCAACCGUGACAACUGGAUUAUCCCGAGCAGCAUUUCAUUCGUUGGCCAGAUUCCAUGGAUCGAGAAUGCCACCUUGAGGAAGAACAUUCUCUUCGGCCUUCCAUAUGAUGAAGAACGGUACAACAAGACCAUUGAGGCUUGUGCUUUGAAAAAGGAUCUGGAGAUGCUUUCCGAUGGUGACAAGACUGAGCUGGGAGCCAACGGCAUUAACCUUAGCGGUGGCCAGAAAUGGCGACUAACUCUGGCCAGAGCCAUCUACUCCCGCGCCGGCAUUCUCGUUCUGGACGACAUCUUUAGCGCUGUGGAUGCCCACGUCGGUCGUCACAUCUAUGAGAAGUGCCUCACGGGCGAUCUUUGCAAGGGACGAACUCGCAUUCUAGUCACCCACCACGUCGCCCUUUGCGAACCAAAGACCAAGUUCAUCGUCGAGCUGGGAGACGGUACCAUCCAACACUCCGGCUUCAAGUCGGAUCUCGUUGAGGAUGGUACGCUGCAACUGAUCAAGAGUCAUGAGCAAUCUUCUCAGGAAAUUGCUGACGAGGAGGCCGCCACUGCUGUGAACUCUGAAGAUGCAUCCGUGAUCGAGCCUUCCGAGGCUGCUGAGCUUAACGGCGAUGGUGGUGUUCUCAAGAAAGUUCCCUCCAAGGCAACCCGUCAAUUUGUCGAAGAUGAAGCUCGCGAGCAGGGCGCCAUCAAGAAGCACGUCUACGCUGCGUACCUUAAACAGAGUGGCGGCUGGUCUUGGUGGGGUUUUGGCUUCUUCCUCUUCGCUCUGUAUCAGUGCAUUGUCAUUGGGCGAUCAUGGUGGCUACGCCUCUGGACUGGUCACUACGAGCAACAGGGCGUCCACACCCUUUCAACUCCUCACCAGCACGCGUUCGCCUACACCCUGCAGGACAGUCUGCUCCACGCGCCGCAUCACGCACCGUCCGAACUUGCCCGUAUCUCGUCAGAGAAUGACGACUUCUACUACUACCUGGGUAUCUAUGUCGGAAUCUCUGCCUUCUCCGCAAUCCUCGGCACCGGUCGCUUCUUCUACUUCUUCUGCAUGAGCUACAAGGCCAGUCAGAGCAUGUUCAAGGGUAUCACCAAGACUGUCCUCCGAACCCCGCUGCGAUGGCUCGACACCGUCCCCACCGGCCGUAUCUUGAACCGCUUCACUGCCGAUUUCAACGUCAUCGACAACAGGCUCGGCAUGGAUCUUUCCGGUGUUUUUGGUGCGAUCCUCAGCGUAAUCGGAAUUUGCAUUACGGCAUUUUCAGUCUCCCCUGUCAUCAUUCCAUUGGCCGUCGUGCUCCUUUCCAUUGCCGUUUGGAUCGGCAAGCGUUACCUGGCUGGAGCCAGACCCGCGAAGCGACUCGAGAGCACUGUCAAGUCCCCCAUCUUUGACCUCUUUGGCUCCACUCUGACCGGUAUAAUGACUAUUCGUGGAGCUGACAAGGCGCAAACCUACAUUGACGCCAUGUACACAAGACUCGAUGAUUACGGCAUGGCAUCGUUCUACCUGUGGCUGUUCAACCGCUGGAUGGGCUGGCGCAUGUCGCUCAUUGGCGCCUUGUUCUCCACCGCUGUUGGUUUCGUUGUCUUGGGAAGCCCAUACAUGAGUGCCUCUCUUGCCGGCUUCACGCUCUCCUUCGCUCUCGAGUUCUCCUUGGCCAUCGUCUGGUCUAUUCGCCAUUAUGCCAACAUUGAGCUCGACAUGAAUGCAGCUGAGCGUGUGGUUGAAUACUCGGAUCUCAAGACUGAAAACCAGGGCGGCAUUGAACCCCCUGCCUCUUGGCCCACUGAGGGUCGCGUGGAAGUCAAGGACCUCGUCGUCAGCUACGCCGAUGACUUGGCUCCCGUUCUGAAGGGCCUCACUUUCAGCGUCAAGAAGAAUGAGAGAAUCGGCGUUGUCGGUCGCACUGGUGCCGGAAAGUCUUCGCUGACUCUGGCCCUGUUCCGUUUCUUGGAGGCUCGGUCCGGAAGCAUUCAUGUUGACGGUUUGGACAUUUCCAAGAUCAAGCUUCAUGACCUGCGAUCCCGGCUGGCCAUUAUUCCUCAGGACCCUGUUCUUUUCUCCGGCACUGUCCGUUCCAACCUCGAUCCCUUCGACAACCAGAGCGACGCUGAGCUCCGCGACUCACUGCAGCGCGUGCACCUCGUCGACUCGUCGCCUUCCACUCCCGGCGAGCCUUCCAGCAGCACAACGCCCUCGCUCAACGGCGCUAAGAACGUCAACGUCUUCCGCAAUCUCAACUCAUCCAUCUCUGAGGGUGGCGGUAACCUCUCCCAAGGCCAGCGUCAGCUCCUCUGCCUCGCUCGCGCCAUUGUCUCCCGUCCCAAGGUCAUGGUUCUCGACGAGGCCACUUCCGCAGUCGACAUGAACACCGACGCGCUCAUUCAACGUUCUAUCCGCGAGGAAUUCAACGAUUCGACGCUCAUCGUCAUUGCGCAUCGUCUCAGCACUAUUGCCGACUUUGACCGUAUCCUGGUCCUUAGCGAUGGCGCCGUGGCUGAGUACGGCACACCCAAGGAGCUCUGGAACAAGGAAGACGGUGUGUUCAGGGGUAUGUGUGAAGAGAGUGGUGAGAAAGAGAAGCUGAAGAACGUCAUUUUCGGUUAA